CAAAAAAAAAAAAAAAAAAAACACUCGACAUGAUGCUUCCAACGUUACCUCUUGUGAAACGCUGGUGCAUACAAGGAUACACGUUGAUACCAAAGACAAGGCUCUAUCCGAUGACCUUUGCCAUACGAAACUUGUCAUUGAAAAAACCUCUUAUCCAACAAACCACUAAAGAUCUUUCCAAUCGACAGAAAUUCAAACAAUUGGAUCCACCAUUACGACUUUAUGAAAGACUAGAACGAUUGGGAUUUGGAUCAUUACGACGUACCAAACGAUAUCAAGCUGUUCGUCAACAAAAAUCAAAAGACAAACAUCCUAUCCCUGAUCCUGAAUACAAGCUACCAUUCUUAUCCUUUUUUGCAGGUGCCAAAACACCAGCCUCAUUUCCUGAGACACAUUUGGAAGAAGUUGCAUUUGUAGGUAGAUCGAAUGUGGGUAAAUCCAGUUUAUUGAAUAGUUUAGCAUCAACCACGAUUGUACGGACAUCGGAUAAACCAGGUCUGACACAACAAAUCAAUUUUUUCUCGGUGGGACGAUUGUUUUAUAUGGUGGAUAUGCCUGGUUAUGGAUUUGCUUUUGUGGAUGAACAACAACGGCAACAGUGGCGACAAUUGAUGGAAACUUAUAUUAGUGAACGGAAAAAUUUGAAACGAAUCUAUGUAGUGAUUGAUGCUCGACAUGGACUCAAAUUAGCAGAUCUGGAUUUUCUCAAUAUGUUGGAUAGGAAACGAGUCAAGUUCCAAGUAGUGAUGACCAAGUGUGAUUUACAAGUACUUCCAACACUGGCAAGGCGGAUAAUGGUGGUGGAAAAGGAUAUCAAGAAAUUCCAUCAUGCUAUUCAGAAUGUAUUAGUAGUUAGUUCAAAAACUGGUGCAGGUAUCAAUCAGAUGCGCAAGGAAAUGUUAUUUAUUACAGGUCAUUUGAAAGACAAUGAUUAUUAUGAAACAAAAUCAAAUCAAAUAAAGAAAUAAAGUUUUUUAUUAUCAUAUUUUAUGGGUCAAGUCUUGAAUACAAAAAAAA
Halteromyces radiatus is the source of this 1017-nucleotide messenger RNA. RefSeq names its product P-loop containing nucleoside triphosphate hydrolase protein. The coding region runs from base 30 to 968 and encodes 312 amino acids. Lineage: Eukaryota; Fungi; Mucoromycota; Mucoromycetes; Mucorales; Cunninghamellaceae. The record is from RefSeq and is a predicted model, not a curated record. Gene Ontology annotation, molecular function: GTP binding. The transcript is spliced from 6 exons.